Phaedon cochleariae (mustard beetle) is the source of this 2490-nucleotide messenger RNA. The record is from the annotation of a GenBank genome assembly. NCBI's taxonomy places the organism in Eukaryota, Metazoa, Arthropoda, Insecta, Coleoptera, Chrysomelidae.
AUGCUUUUGAAAGCAUUAGUGGUAAUCAGUGGAGUUUUAGUGAUCGGUAUUGAAUGUCGUGAUUUUUACAGCGACCUCAACCUAUUCCACGAACUCCAACGCCCCUACCGGACCUCCUGGGAGUGGUCCAGUCCCGGCCUCCAGUCCAGGAGCUCCGACGACGAAGACCGAGACAGGGAGCCCCUAGGCCCCGACUACAAGGACCCUAUCGCUUCCAGCUCCGAGCAGAAGCCCUUGCUUCAGCCGAAUCCAAAACCUGCGGGAGGCUCCCAGCCCCCCAAGGCCCCCUCCGAGGUUCUCCCGGGAGGAGUGAUCGAAGUGGAGGCCGGUGAUGGGGUGGGGGUGGAGGACCCUUUCGGGAUUUUCAGGCCUUCGUUCGAUUUCAAGCCGCUAGGGUUCGGGGACUUGUUUCCGGGGCUGAACAGCAACCAGUGGUGGAAGGGUAAGAACGUCUGCAUCGACAGAGAAGAAAGCACUGAUGACGAUGAAGAUGGAGAUGACGACGAUGGCGAAUCAGAGGAAGGAAAGAAAAAUACAACUUCCAAGGCCCCAAAGUCGCUGCCAGAUUUGUUUUCGACAUCUAUAAGCCUCUCCAACUGCUUUGAAACUGCCAAUAAAUACGAAUGCAUCACCAAGGUUAACAAUCACGGCGUCUUCAAGACCUUCACCGUCCGAUAUAAGUGCUGCUACGGCUAUUCCAGAUCCCCUGGGAGCGGCUGCACCAAAAAGGCAGACCUCAAGCCUAUUCUCGACACCUUGGAGGACCUGAAAACCGACGAAUUCCGCAAACUGAUCAAGAGUUCCGGCCUGCAAAACAAAUUCGCCGAUGGGAAUUUCUCGCUUUUCGUCCCGUCUGACGAUGGUUUGAAUGAAUACAACGAAGAGAUUGCAGAAAGUAAUAAUGUAGAUGCGCUCCGCCGAAGACGUGCUUCAACGCAGACUCUUCCAUCUAGAGAUCUGGUGUUAAGCCACACCGUCGAAGGAUUCAUUGACCUGACUGACUUUGCAAACGACGAAGUCAUUAACAGCGAAUACCGUAACAGCACCAUCAGAAUCAACAUCUACCCAACAAAUGGAAACGAGAAGCUGGUGACAGUAAACUGUGCUAGAGUGAAAAACCCCAAUAUUUUGGCUCAAAAUGGAAUUGUCCAUGUGACAGACCGUGUUGUUCUUCCAGCAACCGAAGAUGUCGAAACUAUCAUAAGAACUCAUCCUAGACUAUCCAAUCUCAGAAAAGCCUUGGAAUUCACCGACAUCCCAAGCCACUUAAAACCUGAAGGCCACUAUACUGUUUUCGCACCAACUGAUGAAGCCUUCAACAAACUGGACCAAGUCCAGAAACGAAAACUUCUUGACGGAGCCGGUUGUGCCUCAAGCAUUCUGAAAUACCACUUCACUGCGCAUACAGUCUGCACAUCAGCCAUCAUAGGCAACGCUACCACGCAUAAUGUCGAGGGAGAUAAUCUGAGCUUGGAGAGAACAGUGGACGAUGAAAUAAUCCUAGAGGGCAAAGCUAGAAUUACCGAGGGAGACAUAGUCGCCACGAAUGGUGUUAUACAUUUGAUCGACAACAUCAUAAUACCUGAUUCAGGACUGUAUAUUGGGAGCGUUCUUCAGAAACAGAAUUUCACGAGCUUCCAAGACUUGAUCAAAAAGGCAGGGCUAGAAGAAGAGAUAAACAGUCUACAGAACGCUACGGUCUUUGUACCAACCAACAAAGCCUUCGAAGAUACUGAGACUCAAAACUUCCUGAAAGGAAUCGAGAAUGACCAAGAGAAGCUUAAAGAAAUCGUGAGGUACCAUACUGUCAAAGGUCAGUUGCAAUCUGGCGAUAUGAAUAAUAAUGAACUUUUGGAGACUUACGAUGAUGGAGAGGAGCUAAGAAUCAAUCUUUACUCAACGUUGCCUCUCUUCACCAACGUUAUUAAUCGUGCUACGGUGAAUUGUGCACGUCUCAUUGGAUUCGAUGAAAAAGCUUGUGGUUCAUCCCUCCACGAAGUCAACAAACUCUUGGUGCCCCCUACUAGAUCCAUUUUGGACAUUAUCCACAGCGACGGCAAAUACUCAACGCUAAGCACCCUUUUGCAAGGAUCUGAGGUAGAGGAAGUGCUGAGAGGAAACAAUGGAUCUAUCACCUUUUUGGCACCUACUGAUGAGACUUUUGCUGCUUUGGAUGAGAACGAUCUGAAGGUUCUGAAGGAAAACAAGGAUAAGGCUAACUUUGUGCUCAAAAACCACGUUCUGACAGAGGUUCUUUGCUGUUCCGGAGUGGGCCCCCAAUCGUGGGGCUUCAACAGCUACGUUUCGACCCUGGCAAACACCCAAGUGGAGGUGGGCCGAACCGGUAGCCGAGUACGCAUCAACAGGGCUGUGGUGACGAGCUGCGACAAUCUCGCCACCAAUGGCAUACUCCACACGAUCAACAAGGUCCUGUUGCCACGGCAACCCCAGACAGCGUCCCUUGGUGGGUUGCUCUUCUUCGAUAUCUAG